AUGCUUGGCUACGAUAUUUCUUGGGCAGCUUUUAAUAUCAUUGAAGUGAUGGCUUCAACGAAAUACACAGAGAAGCGGAUAGGUUACUUAGCUGCAGCACAAUGUUUUCAUGAUACGACAGAUCUGUCGUCAUCCCGACCGUACACACGGAAGAGAGCUGUUUUAUUACUAUACAAAAUCUUCCUCAAAUAUCCGGAAGCUCUGCGACCUACCUUUCCAAGAUUGAAAGAUAAGCUUGAGGAUCCGGAUCCAGGUGUUCAAAGUGCUGCCGUGAAUGUGAUUUGUGAGCUGGCUAGAAAGAAUCCGAAGAACUAUCUUACGCUGGCUCCCGUGUUCUUCAAGCUAAUGACAACAUCAAGCAACAAUUGGAUGACCUUCUUUGCCUCGACGGAAUGGUUUUAUCUGUUUUGUUUCCAGUUUGGAGCACUUGUGCCAUUAGAGCCUCGGCUGGGUAAAAAGCUUCUAGAGCCACUCACGAAUCUCAUAAACAGUACUUCGGCAAUGUCACUACUUUACGAAUGCAUCAAUACUGUGAUUGCUGGUUAG
Messenger RNA from Strongylus vulgaris, 546 nucleotides. The record is from the annotation of a GenBank genome assembly. Lineage: Eukaryota; Metazoa; Nematoda; Chromadorea; Rhabditida; Strongylidae.